AUGAAUGCGGAGGAGGCCCUUAAGGGUCUUAUAGGGAAGUAUCCCGCCAAGGCACACGCCUUACGUGUGGCUCAAUACAUCCAUACUAAGAUGCCUUACACAAAUGGUUUUCUCUUCCUUGCUGGGGCCCGAAAGGAAUUCUACGAUGAUACAGACCUAGCGAUUCCAUACCGCCAGCAGAGGUCCUUCAUGUACCUGACUGGUGUUACCAUUCCCAACUGCCACCUGAUCUACGACAUUGGGGAGGCUCGUUCGACACUCUUUAUCCCACCCGUCGAUUCCGAGGAGAUCAUCUGGUCUGGAUUGCCACUUUCGAAGGAGGAAAUCCUUGAUAAGUAUGAUGUUGACUCUGUCCUGCCCAACACAGAACUCCAAUCAUCGCUAGACUCCAUAGGAAGCCAAGCAUACCAGCGCAAGGCUGCAAUCUUCACCAUCGGUCACCACCAGAGGCCUGAUGCUACUUUUCCUACGGAAACGGUAGUAGACUCGACCUUACUUAAAGAAACAAUCGACGAGUGCCGAGUGAUCAAAGAUGAUUACGAGAUUGCUUUAAUGUACAAGGCGAACAUCAUCAGUUCUAUUGCACAUCGAGCUGUGAUCAAAUCCAUCAAGGAAUGCAAAACCGAAUCAGAGAUCGACGGCGUGUUUCUGGGGGAAUGCACGAAACAGGGAGCAAAGAUUCAAGCCUACCCGAGCAUUGUUGCAAGCGGGCGCACAGCGGCAACGAUGCACUACGAGAGCAACAAUUAA
Messenger RNA from Colletotrichum fioriniae, 750 nucleotides. RefSeq lists its product as uncharacterized. Gene Ontology annotation, biological process: proteolysis. Lineage: Eukaryota; Fungi; Ascomycota; Sordariomycetes; Glomerellales; Glomerellaceae. The record is from RefSeq and is a predicted model, not a curated record. Gene Ontology annotation, molecular function: metalloaminopeptidase activity; manganese ion binding.